CUAUACUCAAGAAAGGGUUGGGAUUAGGGACGGACACAAUACAAAGCAUUCCUGGUUGAUGACAUCUCCAUCAACAUAUAAAGCCACGCACUCAAUGAAACUCAGUCAGACAUUCUAACACCAGCAAGAUAUCAGACAACUGCCUAACUAUGAACACUCCUGAGACAGCCUUGAGAUUAAAACUGGAAAAGCUGGAAAAGCUGGAAUGCCACUUCACGUGGGGAAUAACCGGCAGCAUCUCAAAACUGCGUUGGCUCAGAGAUCACCUGGAAGACAUCAAGACUGACGAGGGGUGCGCCUGGAUGGGUCACAUCUACAACCUCCUGGGUUUCAUACGCUACAGACAGGGCUCUACCGAUUCUGCCGUCCAGUAUCUCAGUAAGGCAGGGGAGGCCUUUCUCCAAAUCAACAACACGGUCUCAGAGGAGGGCCCAUGGCUGUUGGUCAACUAUGGAAACCUAGCCUGGAUGAACUUCCAUCUGAACAACAUGAAGGAGAGUCAGGACUACCUGGAGAAGGUGGAGGCUGUGAUGAGGGAUCACCCCUCUCCGUCCCAGGAGGAUCCACUGCACCCCGAGGUGUACGCAGAGAAAGCCUGGACUCUCAUGAAGUUUGGCCAGGCCGAAAUGGAAAAUGCAAUAGAAUGCUUCCAGAAGGCAAUUGCAAUGGAACCUGAUAGAAAGGAAUGGCAGACAAGCCUCGUUUUAGCCCUCAACAAAAUUCACGCCAGAUGCACUCCAGAAAUGGAGUCUGAGAUUUUGGAGAAACUUAGAAUGGCUAAGGAAGUUGAUCAGGAGAAUACAUACCUUGCUAGCAUUUACCUAGUAAGACUGGCUAAGAGUCAGAAAGUCUGUCAGGAUGAGAUACGAGCGCUAGCUCGGAGGAUUUUGAGUAGGCCUUGCAGUGCUAACAGUGGUCUUACACCCUUACUUGAAGUCUACAGAAUUUGCUUAACACAGGACGAAGCUAUGGACCUGGUACAGGAGGCCCUUGACAGAUAUCCAGAUAAUCGCAACUUGAAAGCCAAGCUUGCAGAAUUUUACAGGUGGAAAGUCUUUUCAAAGGAAGGCAUCCAUUGUACUAAGAGUUUCAUCGACAGAUGCAUCAGUCUGUUCCAGGAAGUGAUCACUCUUUACCCAGAAUCCUGCACGAAGGCCAAAUUGGACCUUGCAUCUAUCUAUGCUGUGUCAGGACGUGAUGGAGCUGAUGUGAUAUACGAGGAGUUACUGGGCAGACGUGACCUAGGGCGUGCUGAGUUACAAAUGCUGCACUUCGCCUAUGCCCAGCACCUGCAUUAUUAUCAUGUCCGUAGCCGAGACAGUCGAGACAGAGCUAUAGAUCAUCACAUGCAGGUUAUAGAAAUACAAAAGCAAAGCAAACAUUGGAGCAAGAGUGUCACGAUUUUGAAGCGAAUUGUGGAACGAGGACGAAACUACAGGUGUGCAGAAAUACGAGACUUUUUGGAGGAAAAUUCAGCCACGCUGUGAGGUAUGAGAAGGAGGUCUCAGAGAACUGUGCUCACCUACAAUAACUUUCAAGACUGCUAUUCAGACAGAUGUUUUGUUUGACCAGUGAUCUUCAUUAUUUUAUUCCAUUAAAAAAAAGAAGUUAAUUUGUGUAUUUCUGAUGAUUAAAAACGCAACUGUGAC
Osmerus eperlanus (European smelt) is the source of this 1649-nucleotide messenger RNA. Its product is annotated as interferon-induced protein with tetratricopeptide repeats 5-like. The record is from RefSeq and is a predicted model, not a curated record. Gene Ontology annotation, molecular function: protein binding. Gene Ontology annotation, cellular component: cytosol. Lineage: Eukaryota; Metazoa; Chordata; Actinopteri; Osmeriformes; Osmeridae. The transcript is spliced from 2 exons. Gene Ontology annotation, biological process: defense response to virus. Bases 150 to 1487 code for a protein of 445 amino acids.